Messenger RNA from Arachis ipaensis, 1779 nucleotides. RefSeq names its product WAT1-related protein At5g07050. Gene Ontology annotation, cellular component: membrane. NCBI's taxonomy places the organism in Eukaryota, Viridiplantae, Streptophyta, Magnoliopsida, Fabales, Fabaceae. The record is from RefSeq and is a predicted model, not a curated record. Gene Ontology annotation, molecular function: transmembrane transporter activity.
UUAUAAUCUUGCAUUGGUUAUGUCAUCUAAUAUCAUGCAUAUAGCAAUUUUGGCAGAAAAUGAGUCAUACAACAUAAACUUUAUAGUAUUCUCCACAUACAUGUCCUACUACUCUCAGGUCCUACUCAAGAACAGGAUUUCCAAAAACAUGCAUUAAGAAUCACAUAUUCACAUUCAAAUUCAAUAAUCCUCCUCCACCAAGUUCUAUCAAAACUAUAGUCAAGAAUCAAGAGAUCAUAUAGUAAUAGGUCCCUUUUAUAAUGGAACAAAAGAAAUCUUCUAUUGUUCUUGUGUUCAGAGAAUUCAAGCCACACUUUCUGAUGGUGUUAGCCCAAGUUGGCUAUGCAUUCUUGUAUUUCAUCACUGAAGCUUCCUUCAAUCAUGGGAUGAGUCCUUUCUUGUAUGUAACUUACCGCCAUAUUGUCGCGGCGGUUGUCAUGUUCCCAUUUGCAUUCUUUCUAGAGAGAAAUGAGAGACCAAAGCUCACAUUUGCUCUGUUCAUGGAAAUUUUUGUGCUUUCCUUGGUUGGGAUUUGUGUACCAAUCAAUAUGUACUUUGCAAGCCUGCGGUACACUUCUCCAACCUUUGUUGCUUCCAUUGUCAACGUCAUAGCUUCCCUUACCUUCAUCAUUGCCGUAGUACUAAGGUAUGAGGCUCUUGAUGUUCGAGAUCCCCGGGGAAUAGCGAAAGUUAUAGGGACAAUGUUGUCCUUAAGCGGGGUAAUGACAAUGACACUAUACAAAGGACCGACCAUGAGAAAUUUGUGGCGUCCCGUAAUUCAUAUUCCAGGAAAGAGUUCUGCUGCAGCACAUGAGAACUGGCUCAAGGGUUCUCUUCUUGCAGUUAUAAGCUGUGUUUCAUGGUCUGUCUGGUAUAUCAUGCAGGCAGCCACUUUGAAAAGAUAUCCAGCACAGUUGUCCCUUACUACAUGGAUGUGCUUUGUUGGAGCAGCACAAUCAGCUGUUUUCACAGUCUUAAUUAUAGGGCAUAAACCUUCAGCUUGGACUAUAGGGUUCAACAUUGACCUGUGGUCCACAUUAUAUGGUGGAAUUGUGAUAGCUGGUUUGAUAAUAUACAUUCAGCUGUGGUGCACUGAGAAAAAGGGGCCAGUCUUCGUUACAAUGACUACCCCCCUUUGUACCAUUCUUGCUGCAAUUUUAGCAUACUUUGUCUUUGGUGAGAAACUUUACCUCGGCAGCAUCAUAGGCGCAACUUUUGUCAUCAUUGGUCUAUACUUGCUAUUGUGGGGCAAAGAAGGUGACCAAGAGAUUCAUAUCAACACCAAACCGUGCAGUGGUGAAGAUCCAGAAUGCAGACUACAAUCAGUACCUUAGACUUGAAAGGGAGAAAUGCAAAUCCAAGUGGAAGAAAAGUAAAAGGAAUAAGUCAUUAAGACAUUUAGUUUGUGUAAUAUAUACAGCUUAAGAUUUCCAAUUUUUACUAUCAAUUCAGCAUCAAGUUAAUCUUAUUAUAAAAUUUGUAUAAUAUCCAUUUUUACAUUGUAGACAAUUAAAAUAUGUAAUAUGAAGGCAUCAUCCUAAAAUUUUGAGAAUAUCCUUUUCAAAAUUCAAAAGGAAUUUGUGACAACAAAACUAAAAUAGGCAAUAGGAAGGAAGAAACCAAUAGGGAAAUUUGACAUGAACAUCAAUAGUUUUCAUGUCAUUACCAUCAAAGAAUACUUUUAGGUAAUUUUAGUAAGUUGGCAUGGUAGCUAAGGUAAAUAGACAGGAAAUUAGAAGCAAUGACAAUAUCUACAUGUCAAUACUUCUCAAGAAAAAA